Messenger RNA from Chenopodium quinoa (quinoa), 945 nucleotides. Its product is annotated as glutathione S-transferase T3-like. The record is from RefSeq and is a predicted model, not a curated record. The transcript has 2 exons. Lineage: Eukaryota; Viridiplantae; Streptophyta; Magnoliopsida; Caryophyllales; Amaranthaceae. The coding region runs from base 1 to 945 and encodes 314 amino acids.
AUGUCACAACAUUAUGGUGUGAACCAAAUAAUUCAAAAUAGUCCAACAACUCCUGAGGGAGAAAGAAGCAGUAACUUAACCCCACUCGAUGAUCCAAGGGUUCCACAACAAGAAAAAUGGGGUGCAAAAGAAGAUGAUGCGCUCGUUUCGGCUUGGGUAGAAUGUUCAGUUGAAGAUCCAGAGACGGCAACAGAUCAAAGUUUGGCCAUAAUGUGGAGGAACAUACAAUCCCUUUAUGAUCAAGCCAGAGAAGAAAAUCCAUCUACCAUGCGCCCUAGAACUUUAAGAUCUAUGAAAAGUCGGUGGGCAAGAAUAAAUAAAGAUGUGAGUACAUGGGUUGGUUGCUAUAGUGAAGCAAAAAAAAGGUAUAUGAGUGGUACCAACACUCAUGAUAAAAUGACCGAAGCUCAUGAAAUAUAUAGAGGGACGUGUAAUGGUUCACGCUUUGGUUUAAUUGGUUGUUGGGAGAUGUUGAGAGAGUUAGACAAAUGGAAGCCAAUAGACCUAGAUUUACCUUCUAGUGAUGGUGGAAAUUCGAAAAGAUCAGAACCAGAUACUCCAACUGAUGAAGAUCCAAAAACUCAUACUCGUCGCCGUCGUCCUGACGGGGUGAAAGCAUCAAAAAGAAAAGGUAAAUCUAUUGUCAAUUCUGGAAUUCAAAUAGGGGGUAGUUCUGAAAUUAAAAAUUUAGAGUCGUUUACCGAAGCCCUAUUAGAGAUGAAUGUGAUGAAAGGUCAACACAAAGAUGUUGAUGAAAGGCGAAUUGAUGUAGCAGAACGUAUGCUAGAGUAUCAAAAGGAGCGAGAUGCCAUCAAAGCUCGGAAGAAACAAGAAGAAAAAAGGUUCAAGCUAUUUAAUGUCCUUCUUGCAAAACCAAUUCUAUCUGAAGAAGAAAAGGAAAUAUAUCUAAAAUUAAAGCAAGAAUUUGCACAUCUUCUAGGCUAG